UGGUCGUAGCUACGCCAGUGCAACGGGUUAUGGAAGCAAAGUUGCGGCCGGUUGAGAUUUGAAAAAAUGCUAUAACGUCGCGCGCGUCGAACAAGCGGCCGGUCGCUCGCUCGCGCGCCACACGCGUGUGUUUCACUUUUCCGCGAACGUAGCGCGAACAGGGGGGCUCGCGAUCGAUCCAUGGUCGGGGGAAAGCGGACUAUAAAGUCGGUGGCAUCUUGGGGGGAAGUAUCCAGUAAAGUCUGGACUUCGCCCAGAUAUCGGAGUGCCUGUAAGACAUGAAAUUUUUGAUUCCUACGAUAUUGUUUGGCCUACUGGCCACAGCGGUGUGCGAGAAGGAAACCACGAAGAACGUGGCAGCUCAAGAAUCUAACGUAGAAAAGAAGCAAGAGAAACGAGGACUCAGUCAUCUCGAGGGAGGCAUCGAAGGCGGUGAUUACGGCGGAGGUCAUGAGAUCGCUCUGUCGGGAGGCCAUGGCGGUGGAUACGAAGGAGGUGACUAUGGUGGUGGCUACGGCGGUGGUUCUGGUGGAGGCUAUGACGAAGGUGGCAAAGUAAAGGAAGUCACGAUCGUAAAGAGCGUGAAGGUACCCUAUCCGGUCGAGAAGAAGGUCCACUAUCCAGUAGAGAAAGAAAUACCAUACCCAGUCAAGGUCCCCGUGCCACAACCGUACCCAGUGGAAAAGAAGAUUCCGGUACCAGUAAAGGUUUUGGUCAAAGUACCAGUCCAUAUUCCACAACCCUAUCCCGUGGAGAAGAAGAUACCGUAUCCUGUCCAAAUACCCGUAGAAAGGCCAGUACCGUACAAAGUUUACGUGCCACAACCGUAUCCAGUGGAGAAGAAUGUACCUUACCCCGUGAAGGUACCUGUACCACAGCCGUACCCCGUCGAGAAGCCCGUACCAUACCCCGUGAAAGUCGUGGAACACGUUCCCCAGCCAUUCCCUGUUGACAAACCUGUACCGUACCCUGUGAAUAUACCUAUUGACCGACCUUAUCCCGUUCACAUCUCGAAACCGUACCCAGUUCCGGUUGAGAAGCCGGUACCAGUGCCUGUCGAGAAGGCUGUACCUUAUCCAGUCAAGGUACCCGUAGAGAGACCAGUCGGAGUUCCCGUAGAAAAGCCAGUACCUGUCGAAGUUAAGGUACCCAUACCAGCGCCAUACCCAGUGGAGAAACAUGUGCCGGUUCCUGUUGAAAAGCCUGUACCCUACGCGGUUAAAGUACCAGUCGAACGACCAGUAGCAGUUCAAGUUACGAAGCCAGUACCAGUGCCUGUCGCCAAACCUGUGCCCUAUCCAGUUAAGGUACCUGUACCUGUGUCGGUGCACAGCCACGGAGGAGGUUAUGAGUCUGGAGGUUACGAAUCUGGAGGUUACGAAUCUGGAGGUUAUGAAUCUGGUGGUGGCUAUGAGUCUAGUUAUGGAGGGCAUUAGAAGAAUUAAGAUCGAAAGGUCGCCAUUGAUACCUGGUAAUAUCGGCUCGACCGCCAAAAUUGUCGCGUCGCCUUGAUUUCCCCCUUUUGGAAAUUCCUUAGAAUUCAUUUUCGACGCGACGAGGGGAUAUUUAUUUUAAUUAUUUCUCAAAAAAUAAUGAUUUUCGCUGGGUUGAAGAACGAUUUAUAGAAAGAAUGAGUUGCGAAGUGGACGCUAGUUUUUGGGAGAAAGCGUUCUUCAGCCAGUGAUUCAUUCUAUUUAGAUCCUAGUGUUUUGAUAUCCUUUGAUACCUGAGUACCUAAGAAUACACAAAUUGUACAUGUACGAUGUAUUGUAUAAAGAUUCACGCGGCGUCCGUCGGCAGAGUGACUGAUUUGAGCUCAGCUCGUCGGACGCCCAUAUACCAUGUCUUUCGCUUCUUUCUAAUAAAACCAAAGAACAAAAAUUGAAUUUCUUUCUAUUGGUUGCUUCGUCUCCUAACCAAACCUUCAAAAUACCAUAAAAGUUAAACAAAUUCUAUGAGAAUCCGUUUCAAAAUUUCUCAAACAUUCGCCAAAAAGUAAUUCUGAAUUGAAUCAAGGCCGUUAAUUACAUUUUUAUUCGGCGGUUUCGUAACUGCCUUUUCCUUCUUAAGGAGAGCGUCCAACUCGGAAAAUGCGAUAGCAUCACCGAAUCGACUUUCGCGAUGCGCGGUAACGCAACGUUACGUCCGUAACAAAUGGUUCCUGGAAAAGUUGGAAAGUAACCGGUCGGUGGGCAAGAACGAUUGCUCGCGAAUGCGUUAACACGGA
Messenger RNA from Bombus impatiens (common eastern bumble bee), 2227 nucleotides. Its product is annotated as skin secretory protein xP2-like. Lineage: Eukaryota; Metazoa; Arthropoda; Insecta; Hymenoptera; Apidae. The record is from RefSeq and is a predicted model, not a curated record. The coding region runs from base 279 to 1436 and encodes 385 amino acids. The transcript is spliced from 2 exons.